AUGCAGCUGAUAAAGAUGGGGCCUUGUGGCGGGGACGGAGGCGGUCAAAGGGACAUGGACAUGAGGGGGGUGACGCGCAUAGUGAAGAUAGCGGUCCGCAGCGGGCAAAUCAUCGACGCCGUUUCGUUCUUAUACGACCGCAGCGGUGCCCUUGAGUGGGGUUCCCAGUGGGGGGGCAGCGGCGGCAGCUUCAAUGUGCCGAUAAAGAUGGGGCCUUGUGGCGGGCACGGAGGCGAUCAAAGGGACAUGGACAUGAGGGGGGUGACGCGCAUUGCUAAGAUAGCGCUCCGCUGCGGGGGAGCCAUCGACGCCGUUUCGUUCUUAUACGAGCGCAGCGGUAACCUCGAGUGGACUCCCCAGUGGGGGGGCGCCGGCGGCGGUUUCCAUGAGAUUAAUCUCGCACGGGAUGAAUAUCUAACUAAUGUUAUACGGUUACUUUAAUAAAUACUUGGUGGUGAAAUCACUAACUUUUGUUAGCAACCUCCAUAUUUACGGACCCUACGGUCAUCAAGAAGGGGUCGCAUUCGCUCUUCCGUCAGCAAGGGGUAAAAUUAUCGGUUUCCAUGCAAGAUCUGGUGGAUUUCUUGAUGCGAUUGGCACUUACGUCCGGAUCGACUAGUCGAUCGGCGACAAACGCCAUUCUAUAUAUGUACCUUUUUGUGACUUGUUUUGCUACUUGUAAGAGUGCUUUAAACUUCAUGGGAUGUAGUACUCAAUGUUUUCUGCUUGCGAUUGCUUCUAUUUAAAAAUAAUUGAUGACCAAAUCAAAACUCUUUUCUCAUUUGGUCGGGCUCUAAUCAAGUAGAUGUUUGU
Molecule: messenger RNA, 813 nt
Organism: Ananas comosus (pineapple)
Lineage: Eukaryota; Viridiplantae; Streptophyta; Magnoliopsida; Poales; Bromeliaceae
Product: horcolin-like
Exons: 3
Coding region: 1-441 (146 amino acids)
Source: RefSeq, a predicted model, not a curated record